Molecule: messenger RNA, 4210 nt
Organism: Mizuhopecten yessoensis (Yesso scallop)
Lineage: Eukaryota; Metazoa; Mollusca; Bivalvia; Pectinida; Pectinidae
Exons: 9
Coding region: 174-1094 (306 amino acids)
Biological process (GO): positive regulation of extrinsic apoptotic signaling pathway; TRAIL-activated apoptotic signaling pathway
Cellular component (GO): cytoplasm; CD95 death-inducing signaling complex
Molecular function (GO): death receptor binding; caspase binding
Source: RefSeq, a predicted model, not a curated record
CGUCAUCUGUUUACAAAUGAAUGCCUGAGCAACAGUUAUGUGUUAGACGAAUUAUCAUACAGGAAUCUUGAAUGAAAUGAAACUUUCAGACUGAAAAAGUAGCGACAUGCCGAGUCUAUGUAUUAGUUGAUACACAUUCAUCUUACGAAAGGACGGUAGGUAGCUUGUAAACUAUGGGGUCAUUUGCUAGUCAAUUUAUGACACCUGAUGGAGAAGAGAUUGCUCAACAUACACAUCCUAGCAAGCCCAACUGGAUCACUGUUCAUGCCAUCACUGCCGAGUUGAGUAUAGCUGAGACGGAGCGUUUGUGGCUGAGGUUUCAACAACUGGGGUGUAACAGGGAUGGAAUUAUCACGGAAGAAUUGGCUGGCCAAACGUCGGUUUCAUCUGAUGCAUUUUCAAGAAAUAUACUGAAAAAAUUCACACUGAGCCAAACAAAGAAUAUAACAUUUGAGAACUUUCUCCGUGGAUUGAAAUGGUGUGAGAUAGCAGACUUGAAUGAUAAACUCAGAGGAAUUUUCCGAUUAUUGAAUAAUGGAAACCCUGUUCCGAAGACCACCUUUGUGAAAAUAUUGGAACGUGUCUACACCAACCCAAACGAUAAAAAGGAUGUGCAGAGGGUGUCAGACAUUGUGUACAAACAUAUGGAUAAAAAGAACAAAGCCAUGAUGACUGAAGACCAGUUCGUUACCGGGAUCAGGAACGUUGUUCCAGACGACACACUAGAGGAUUUGCUUCUGUUUGAGGUCCUUCCGACCUACAUGAAGGAACGCCUUCACAGUCAACUUCCAGAGUUUAAAAGUGAAGGACCCACCCCAGACCCUGGCGGGAGGCAGAUCCCCUCGGAGGCAGCUCUACGGCAGGUAGCGGAAAAAAUCCACAGACGUGAUUGGUUGAGGACUGCCAAUAAACUUGGACUGACCAAUGAGGUUGUGAGCGAAAUCAAAGCUAAUGCGUCCGACUCUAAACAACAGGCAUACACCAUGCUGAGGAGAUGGAAGGAACAAGAAGGAGCCCACGCUUACACAAGUGUCCUGGAACGAGCUCUGAAGGACUCGGGCAUGACGGAGGCUGCAUAUGCCUUGAUGUUAUAACUUCACCUUCUCCUACAAGAAUCGUGACACAGUUACUGCAAUGCGUAUUCUGAAGAACUCGGGCAUGUCGGAGGCUGCGUAGGCCUUGAUGCUACAGCUUCAACUUACCAGACCAAUAUUGUGACCUCACUGCAUGCUUUUAACUCAUUCACCCCUGAACUUUUAUAAUGAACCAUUCCAACCUUUGAAUUGGAAUAGUUCAAAUGUGUCUUCAGGGGUAAAUGAGUUAAAGGACUUGGGCAUGGUGGAAUCUGCAUACAGCAUUUUGCUAUAAAAUUGACCUCUUUCCAAUAUCAGAAAACAGCUACUUUAUUGCAUGCUCCGAAGGACUCGGCAAGACCGAGACAGCUUAUGCCUUGUUGCUUUAAAUGUACCUUUUUCUAUGUAUUGAUGAAACAGCUACUUUUCUGCUUGUUCUGAAAGACAGAAGCGGAAUACAUCGCGAUGGUAUACUUAAUAAUCUCAACUGUUUGUGUGCACAUCCUGUCAUGGCUUUUUUUGUUAAACAAAUUUUUCUUAAGGCUAAGUUUGUCUUGAACACAGACAGGAAUUGAAAACUUACAAUUUUGCGUGCAGUCUUUGAGUGCAAUUUGGUGAAACGUCUCUAUGAUUUUUGACAGCUGACUUUACCUGAUUCGGUCCACUGUUGCUCUGCGAGUUAUUUUCACCGGUUUAGAGUCGAGACACCGGUCAUUUACACUAUUUGCUUGACAAAGGAAACAGAUGUUUUCGAAAGCUCACAAAAUAAGUUUUCUAUUCCUGUUUGUGUUAAAAACAAACUUAGCCCUUAUACCAAAGUGAUGAAUUUUAUUCCGAAAUUUUUGUGGUCAUAAGGUGCAUGGUCAAUUUGAACGAUGUUAAUAUACAUAUAUAUAUUCACUGUACAAAUGUUUCACUCAAUAUUCCACUUUAAUCAAGAAAAUUGCAAAAGUUGAUACAAAACUACAGUUUCAUGUUAUAAUGUUAUUCCAAACCUCUCACAUUAUUUUCAUCAUUCAGGUACUUGAAUGACCUCUGAAUGACUUUGGCAUGACAGAAACUGUCUUUGUCCUGAUGUGGUAUCACAGUAUUGAAUACACUUUCAAACGUCAGUUCAUAAAACUACUAUGUUGCAUUUCUUUUUCGUUAAUACUAAAACAGCAAUAAUGUUAUUAUGGUAAAGUUUUUUGACUCUAUGCUCAAGAUAUUUAUGUGCAAUCUUGAGAACAAGUUUUGUUUUGAUAUUUCACGUUAUUGAUGAAAGCAUCCCCCCUAAACUUUCAAUUGGAUGACAGAUUUUACAGAUUAUUUGAUGAACUGUAGUUGUGUUCAGUGUAUAGAGUAAGUUAUUUCUCUGGAAUACUGGAUACAGGGAAAUUUAUGCCCAGUCAUAUAUUCACACAAAGUGUAAAUUGCACCCUUCACAUGUAAUCACUAUCGAGGGUAAAUUGUGUGAAUUAUAUUUACUGUCAUGAUAAAUGUUCCCCGAUUGCAGAAGGCGAAAAAAGGCGAAAAUUGACCUGCAUCAAAAAUAUGGCAGUAUAUAGUAGUUCAGGGUUUGAAACCUGUUCCAUGAAUGGCUAAGAUCUAAUGGGAGGCUGAUUGAGUUGUCAGUUUGCUGAAGUUUUCACGGGUUUUAAAACUUUUUUCUUGUUGUUCUACACACUAUCAGAGGCAUACUUCUUUGCCUUUGAGUAUCUCCUAUGCAAGGUUUCAAGAUGGUGCAAUAAAUGGCUCUCAGGUUUUCAGGUUCCUCCUGUCUUCAUAUGACAUCGGCUGUCGUGAGCAUUAAACCCCAUACAAACGAAACCCAGGUUCAUCUUGGCGGAAGUUUUUUUUUUAAUUUUUACUCAAGUGUCAUUUUUUUGAGGGGCUGCAGUGGCAAAGUGGUUAAGGCGUCUGACAUUCUACUACCACUAGCCCUCCAUCUCUGGGUCGCAGGUUUGAGGCCUACGUAGGACAGUCGCCAGGUACUGGUCGUAGGUCGGUGAUUUUUCUCCAGGAACUCAAGCUUUCCUCCACAACCAAAACCUAGCUGGCAUGUCCUUAAAUGACCGUAGCUGUUAUUAGGACGUAAAACACAAACAAACCAAAUUUUUCUCUGAAGUGCUAUGUAACCGUCUAAAUAUUUAAUUUUAGACAAAUUAAAUUGGUUUACCUAGUAAAUAAUGUCUUGUUAAAGUUAAAUAACACUAAAACAUAGCAUAUAGAAAUGAUAAAUAUAUCUGGUUUGUGUAUUAAGAUUAAUUGUUUAAUGAUGGAAUAUAUUUGAAUAAUCUGUACACAUUAAUGUGUUCAUUAAAUUAAACUCAAAAUUUUGAGAUAUAAUUAUUUUUUCAAGGAAUAUAAUUCCGUAAGUGUUCUCAUAGCCAGUACUAUUGAAAAAGGCAAAAUAGAGUUAUCUCCCUUCUCAAGAAAAUAUAUAGUUAUGUCCCUUCUGAAAAUAGUUUCAUAUAUUAUUUCCAAAUAUGCAAAUGAGUCUUUGACCAAGGCUAGAAACUUGAAACAUAACUAUAAGUCAAAUUUAUGAUUUUGUAGGGUAUGUGGUAGGGUGGGGCGUUUCAUUUUGUUGUGAACAAAAGAAAGAAAUCCACUGUAUUUAACUUUAAAAUCCAUUCAUUUUUUGAUAAAAAAAAUCAAAAAAUUGUUCUCUGGGAUUUGAACUGAGGACUCACUGGUCAUUAGUCCAACACCUUACCAACUUGGCAAUUCAGGAUGUGUCAUUGUAAUAGUAACAUUUUGUAUAUUUGAUGUUGGCAUUUAGUGGAUUUUUUUUUUAAUUGCUAAGGUCUUCUUGCUUUCCAUAGUUCAGUCAAUGCCUUUAUUUAUUGCAAUAUAUCUGUCAUGAUUUGUUAUUGUUUGCAGUUUUAUAAUUGUUCUUGCAGUCAAUAAAUGAAUUCAAUUUCUGUGAUAUAAAUAGAACUAUUAUAGAAGUACAGUGUCUUCCAUCCAUGAUAGAACUAGAUUACAUGUCCACAAAUAUUUUAACUUGUACAAUGUACCUUGUAUUCCAAGAAAUAUUGUGACACAAGAAUUUGUAUAAUGUAGAUUCCGCUUAAUAUAACUUCUCAUUUGUCAGAGAAAACAUGAUAUUAACAGGAACGUAUUAUGCAAACAGAAAUAAAUAUUUAUCAAAG